AUGGCGAGUUCCGGUUCGCGUGCUGACGUGGCACAAGGGGCAGCAGCAUGGCAGCAGGGUCGAGCUAGGCAUCAGCAGCCGGAGAUUAAGAAGCUUCCUCUCGUCGACGAAUCGUACGCGCUUCCUCUCUCUCGACUUCGUGCCAAUGCUCUCGCUCCCUGUGUAGCCGGUUCACGCCCUCUUCCGCGUCGCUUCCUUUCCUUCAGUAAAGGGUCGUGGUCGGUUGAACAUCGAGCUGCACGGGUACCCGAAGCUGGAAGCUUCUGUCUUAUCUUCAUUCAUCACUUCCCCCGUCACCCUUUUCCUUCCUCCCCCUCAAGUGGUCGGUUGAACAUCGAGCUGCACGGGUACCCGAAGCUGGAAGCUUCUGUCUUAUCUUCAUUCAUCACUUCCCCCGUCACCCUUUUCCUUCCUCCCCCUCAAAUCAGUGGUCGGUUGAACAUUGAGCUGCACGAGUACCCGAAGCUGGAAGCUUCUGUCUUAUCUUCAUUCAUCACUUCCCCCGUCACCCUUUUCCUUCCUCCCCCUCAAAUCAGUGGUCGGUUGAACAUCGAGCUGCACGGGUACCCGAAGCUGGAAGCUUCUGUCUUAUCUUCAUUCAUCACUUCCCCCGUCACCCUUUUCCUUCCUCCCCCUCAAAUCAGUGGUCGGUUGAACAUCGAGCUGCACGGGUACCCGAAGCUGGAAGCUUCUGUCUUAUCUUCAUUCAUCACUUCCCCCGUCACCCUUUUCCUUCCUCCCCCUCAAAUCAGUGGUCGGUUGAACAUCGAGCUGCACGGGUACCCGAAGCUGGAAGCUUCUGUCUUAUCUUCAUUCAUCACUUCCCCCGUCACCCUUUUCCUUCCUCCCCCUCAAAUCAGUGGUCGGUUGAACAUCGAGCUGCACGGAGGCCGACUGAACAUCGAGCUGCAUGGUUAUCCGAAGCUGAACGUCUACUUCGUUGACCUCUUCCACACCCUGGUCAACAUGCCGCUCAAGCGCUUCUCAGUGGUGCUCGUGGCGGCCUAUGCGGCCCUCUUUGUCACCUUCGCCAUCCCCUUCCUCGCGUUUGUAAGCUUUCUCCCUUCCCCAUUCCCCUCCCACACUUCCCUCGCUCUGAUUGCUCUCUUCCUGCAUUUUCCGUCACUGUUCAUGGUGCCCUAUGCUGCCCUCUUCGUUACCUUCGCCAUCCCCUUCCUCGCAUUCGUAAGCCGUUUCAUUCGCCUUCCUACAGUAUCCUCCUUCCUUGCUUCGUUUGCUCUCUAA
Molecule: messenger RNA, 1245 nt
Organism: Closterium sp. Yama58-4
Lineage: Eukaryota; Viridiplantae; Streptophyta; Zygnematophyceae; Desmidiales; Closteriaceae
Source: the annotation of a GenBank genome assembly